This is a messenger RNA of Striga hermonthica, 299 nucleotides long. The record is from the annotation of a GenBank genome assembly. Lineage: Eukaryota; Viridiplantae; Streptophyta; Magnoliopsida; Lamiales; Orobanchaceae.
GGCUUGGUUGAACUUGGCCGUGUACGUGGAGGGGUUGUUCGUGGCUGAGGAACGGUGGUCUAUGGUCCGCCGGUUGCUGCUGCUGCGAGAAGGGAUGUCAGCUACGGUUGACUCUCUGACGGAACUCGACGGGGCUCGACGGCUACGAUGGGUACACCGACGGAACUCCUCGAGUCCCGACAGCGAUGGAGCUACGAUGGUGAUGGUUGCUUACGGUGGUGACUCGCGGAGAGGGAGGAGGACGACGGUGCUGCGCGUCGAUGGCUGGGACAUGCGGCCGCGAUGGAUGGCCUGUGGAG